Aspergillus saccharolyticus JOP 1030-1 is the source of this 1540-nucleotide messenger RNA. RefSeq names its product DUF2434 domain-containing protein. Lineage: Eukaryota; Fungi; Ascomycota; Eurotiomycetes; Eurotiales; Aspergillaceae. The transcript is spliced from 2 exons. The record is from RefSeq and is a predicted model, not a curated record. The coding region runs from base 105 to 1394 and encodes 429 amino acids.
ACGGCACGGAUUGUUAUCUUGCGUUCAACCAGUUCAAACCACAUAUGCAGACGGAAAACGGGACAAUUGUAAAAGGAGUCUCCUGCUAUGCGCCGAUUCGCAAUAUGGGCCCUCAUGCAUCAGCGGGCCUGGCCUUCGCUUUGAUGUUCUCCAUAUCCAUCUUCUUCACCUUGAUCAAUUUGCGCAAACACGGUCGACGAUACUUGCCGAAGAAUCGACGGUGGUCGCUUCUCGGUCGCCGGGCCAAGUGGAUUUGGAUGCUGGUCCUUGCUGCUUGUGGGGCGAUCAGCUGUUUCAUGAGCAUCGACGUCGAUCGGGAUUACGUGGUGAACAGUCCCUUGAUCCUGCAGAGUGUCUUUUAUACCAUUCUCACUCCCGUGAUGAUGGCUGUCGUGUGGGAGGCUGUUCGACACUGGGGCUCUUGGCAAGAGAGACAGAUUCUGGAUCGAGAUCCGUACGCCUUUAGAAAAUCCAGUACCCGCAAAGGCCAAGAAUUUGUGCUGCCCAUUCUGUUCUACGGCCUAGCCAUAGCCAACUUCUUCUUGACCGUUCCACGCUCGUGGGGGGCGAUUGAAAUGCAACGAAGUUUGGAGCAACAGAUGACGGAUGCCAAACCCGCCGCGACAGAUAUUCGAUGGCGCAUCGCCAGCUUCCUGGCCAUGGGUGGCGUUCUGGUCAUCUGUUACAGCUUAGAGCACAGCAUAUAUCGCUACCGUAUCCGCCCAACAAGCACCUGGGGGCAGCUCAUGUUCUACAUCAACGCAUCACCAUCCCAGUUCCUUGUGGCUAUCGUGUUGCUGGGCAUCAAGAUCGGAUAUGCUAUCGCAUCUGCCUUUGACUGGACAGUGUCGCCGCUGAAGUAUGGGGUCAACUCCGGCUGGAUCUUCGGUUUGGGGUACACGCCUCCGCUACUCCUCCUUGUACUCUUCAACAUCUGUGGCCACUGUGAACUCAACGACGAUCAGGCAAUCAUUUCUCAGCGUGGUGAGUUGGAUAAUGCCGUCGCGGAUUCCAUGGGGGUCGGCCAGAGGAAACCCAGCUGGUGGGCCAAGGGCCGUUCAUUUGUGCGAGAACUCCGGCGGCAGUCAGCCCAAAAAGACACGGAUGAAAUGGACCGGUAUGUUGAGAUGGGCAUCAUCAAGCCGGAGGAGCAGCAGCAACAACUGCGAAACGACCAAGCUCCCGGGCCUAAACCAGAGGCUCAGAUUACCACCCGUACGGCCAGUCAGGGCAGCGAAGGAACCAGUCUGACUGCAGUGGAAAGUGGCUCGGAAAGUGCCCCGCGCCAUGUGGAAUAUGUGACGCAUUCAGAGGGUCUCUCGCGGUGCUCGUCGGACGACCCGACCGCCGUGCAUCCUGCUCCGCAAACAGCAAGGGACAUGAUUGACGGGUAAUUGGGAAUCAGGCAGUUGGAGAUGGAAGGAUGGGAUGUAAAGUAGUCAAGCAUGAAAUCUGAAUUUGUUGUGUGACUGUUCUGAAAGACCAUAGUUCUUUGGCAACCACUGGGGCCUUUGAGGAACGACUUCAAGGACCAUAACGU